AAAAAACUUGAGGGAAGCUUGCUGAAGGUUCAAGACAAAAUACAAAAGGCAUGUAAAACAAAGUAUGCCGCUAUCGCAAGCUUCUACCCCGCGCGAAUACAUAAACUGAAGGCCCACCCCGAUCUCUUCAUAGUCAUCAACCUUAACCUGCCUGCGAGCAUUUUCCUGGACAACUUCAGUUCAAGAUGGCGGAUUUAAUCACUUUGGCGACAUGUUCUCUCAAUCAGUGGGUGUUGGAUUGGGAGGGCAACUUGAAGAGAAUUCGCAAGAGUAUUAUUCUGGCCAAGGAAGCUGGAGCUACGCUCAGAACGGGCCCUGAGCUCGAGAUUACAGGCUAUGGUUGUCUUGACCAUUUCCUUGAGGCCGAUGUUUACGAGCAUUCCUUGGAGUCACUCCUCGCAAUCUUGACUGAUACCGAACUCCAUGGCAUUCUCAUCGACGUUGGUCUUCCUCUCAUGCACAGAGGAUGUCGAUACAACUGCCGUGCUAUUAUCUUGGAUGGAAAACUGCUCUGCCUUCGCCCCAAAAUCUAUCUUGCCAACGAUGGUAACUUCAGGGAGAACCGAUUCUUCACUCCUUGGAACAGGCCAAGAUAUGUUGAGAAGUACAACCUUCCUCCUGCUCUGCAGAAGCACCAGGGCGUUCGACAGGUUCCCAUUGGUGAUGUUGUUCUGUCCCUAAAUGAUACAACCGUCGCCGCCGAGACAUGCGAGGAGCUCUUUACCCCCCAAGCACCUCACAUUAACAUGGCUCUUAAUGGCGUCGAAAUCUUUACCAACUCCUCAGGCUCUCAUCACACGCUAAGAAAGCUUGAUGAGCGUAUCGCUCUAAUUUCUGAAGCAACUCGCAAGAGUGGUGGUGUAUACCUUUAUGCUAACCAGUCUGGCUCUGAUGGAGACAGGCUUCUCUACGAUGGUGCAUCCCUCAUCAUGGUCAAUGGCUCAAUCGUAGCUCAGGGCUCCCAGUUCAGCUUGGAUGAUGUCGAAGUUGUUACCGCAACCGUCGACCUUGAGGAAGUCCGCGCUUAUAGAUUCGCCCCAUCUCGCAACUUCCAGGCUGUGCAAGCACCUGUGUAUGAGAGAAUCGAAGUCGAUUUCAGCCUGGGCCAUGAGGAUCUUGACCUCCUUCGUGCCCCAACAGCUCCUAGGCCAGCAUGUUAUCACGUCCCCGAGGAAGAAAUUGCUCUUGGCCCGGCUUGCUGGCUUUGGGAUUACCGUACGUCUGUCCUUGUCGCUCUGGCGGUCGGAGCUUGACCUCGACAGAGCUG
Molecule: messenger RNA, 1267 nt
Organism: Fusarium odoratissimum NRRL 54006
Lineage: Eukaryota; Fungi; Ascomycota; Sordariomycetes; Hypocreales; Nectriaceae
Product: NAD+ synthase (glutamine-hydrolysing)
Exons: 6
Coding region: 186-1253 (355 amino acids)
Biological process (GO): NAD+ biosynthetic process
Cellular component (GO): cytoplasm
Molecular function (GO): NAD+ synthase (glutamine-hydrolyzing) activity; glutaminase activity
Source: RefSeq, a predicted model, not a curated record